AUGGAGCCACAGUACGAUGUCGUCGUUGUCGGGCUCGGCGCCAUGGGUGCCGCAACCACAUACCAACUCGCAAAGCGGGGAGUCAAAGUCCUUGGUAUCGACCGCUUCGCCCCUCCCCACGACCAAGGCUCCAGUCACGGCGCCACGCGCAUAACGCGAUUGUCGGUAGGCGAAGGCCCAGCAUAUGUCCCGCUCGUGACCAACUCGCACCGUAUCUGGCGCGAGCUGGAGCGCGAACUCGGCGUCGCUCUCUUCGAGCAAUGUGGCGUGCUGGUUAUGACUUCUACGGAAGACAACUUGGGUGGGGCCGACUUCACGAAGAACACCAUUGAGAUUGCUAAGAGCUAUGGGAUUGCGCAUGAGGUGUUGAAUGCGAGGGAGAUAAGAGAGCGGUUUCCUCAAUUUGGACCUAUUCGGGACGACGCGCUGGGCUAUCUUGAACCCAGCGGCGGUUAUGUGAGACCAGAGCUAUGCAUUGAUGCUCAGUUGACGAUGGCUAAGCGGUUGGGCGCUGAGUUGAAGCUGGGUACAGUGGUCACCGGCAUCAGUUCUCAAGACGGCAAGGUCCUUGUCUCGACCAACAAUGGGACAAUCCUCGCCAACAGGGCCAUCGUCAGCGCAGGAAUGUGGACCUCUGAGUUGUUAGGCGACCCUUUCGAGAGUCUACUCAACGUAUAUCGACAAAAGCUCUACUGGUUCAAGAUCGCCGAGCCCUCGAAGUUUGCCUCCAAUUCACCAAGCUUUAUCAUAAUUCAUGGCCACACCUUAGAGGAAGCGAGCUACGGCUUCCCACCGAUCCCAGGCGAAGGAACGAUGAAGAUUGCCACGCAUCAGCACAGCACGACGACCUCGCCUUCCUCCCUGGACCGCCAUAUCUCCCCCGCAGAGUGCGACACCAUGUAUCAGGCACAUGUUGCUGGGUACAUUGCGGGGCUCAGUCCUGAGGUGGUGGAUUCGAAGGUCUGCACUUAUACUAUCACGCCCGAUGGUGGGUUCAUUAUCGACCAGCACCCGACGCUUAGUGGAGUCACUGUUGUCAGUGCGUGCUCAGGUCAUGGGUUUAAACACUCUGCUGGCAUUGGGGAAGCGUUGGCGCAGCUGCAUGUGGAGGGAUCGUGCGAUGUCGAUCUGACGGCUUUUUCAUUGCAGCGGUUUGCGACUCGAAGUCGGAUGUGA
Messenger RNA from Didymosphaeria variabile, 1176 nucleotides. RefSeq lists its product as uncharacterized. The record is from RefSeq and is a predicted model, not a curated record. Bases 1 to 1176 code for a protein of 391 amino acids. NCBI's taxonomy places the organism in Eukaryota, Fungi, Ascomycota, Dothideomycetes, Pleosporales, Didymosphaeriaceae. The transcript has a single exon. Gene Ontology annotation, molecular function: flavin adenine dinucleotide binding; sarcosine oxidase activity.